UUCAUCCAUUGAGAUCUCUAUUUGCUUAAAGCAGCAUUCCUGCUUCUAGUGUAGGAGAGGGCUGCAGAGGAGUCUUGCUUUUCAGCUCUGACAAAGCCAAUGAUUCACACGCCACCAGAAUGUCUUCAGCCUCCAGUUUCCAUCCACAAAUGAGCCCUGGGACUUGCUAAAGGCAGCUGAAUCCUAAUUCUCAAUGCAUCCUAGCCCGGGGAAUAUACAUGCUCCUAUUUAUCCCGGCUGGCCAUUAGGCAAUAUUGAAUCCUCAUGUGAAAAAAAAGCUGGGCGACCGCUGUAGGCACAUGCAUUAUUGGCUGUGAAACCUCCAGCUCCUUUCUCUGGCAGCCAGACAGAUGCUAUUUACCUGGUCGUUCUGUAAAUAAUGAGAUAGGCUACCAUGGAUUUCAGCAACUCGUCUGUGUUUGAUCAGCAUAAAGGUGAUUCAGAAGAGAUUGACCUAACAGUGGUUUACCAAGCAUCAGCUAAUGGAGAUGUCAACACAUUGACAGCAAUCAUCCGGGAAGAUCCAUCAAUAUUAGAAUACUGUGACAAUGAAGGUUGCACCCCCUUGAUGCAUGCAGUGUCGGGACGUCAAGUUGAUACCGUCAAAUUAUUAUUGAAAAUGGGAGCAAACAUUAAUACUCAAGAUGCCUGUGGGAGAACAAGUUUAUCAGUAGCAACUUAUCUGGGAUGGCUAGAAGGCUGCGUAAGUCUCCUCAGGAAUGGCGCCAAACAGAAUAUUCCGGAUAAAAAUGGACGACUUCCACUGCAUGCAGCCACCGCUGAGCCUGAUGCCAGACUCCUAGCCGUGUUGUUGCAGCAGUCGACGCUGAGUGAAAUAAACCAUCAGGACAAUGAGGGGAUGACAUCGCUUCACUGGGCUGCGUUCCAUAACCGACCUCAACAUGCACAGGCGCUACUGCAAAAAGGAGCAGAUCCUACUCUGGUUGACAAAGACUUUAAAACACCUCUUCAUUGGGCUGUGCAGAGUGGCAAUAGGAUCCUAUGUUCAAUUAUCCUGGAUAACCAGCAAGGGCAAUCAACAAUCAACUAUGAUGAUGAGAAUGGGAAGACAUGUAUGCACAUAGCAGCUGCUGCCGGCUACGGUGAUAUUAUCUGUGAACUUGCCCGUGUCCCAGAAUGCAAUUUGCAAGCCCUUGAUGUUGAUGAUCGAACUCCAUUGCACUGGGCAGCGGCAGCAGGAAAACCUGAAUGUGUCCAGACCCUUCUGAAGCUAGGUGUUGAUAUGAACCCCCGGGACAUCAACGAAAACACUCCAUUAACCUAUGCUAUGUACUGUGGCCACACGGCAUGCAUCAAACUGCUUUCCCAGGAAAACAGAUCAGACCCAUUUCAGCCAUUUGCAUCACCGGGCACAAAAGCCAUGAGAAAAGAAGGACGUCUCACUGUGUUGAAUCAAAUAUUUUCUUGCAAGAAGAAGAAGGUGGAUCAGAAAGCACAUCAGAAAGACAAACUCAGGUAUCACCGGGAGGAGACAUCGGAGGUCGAUGACAUUAUCACAACAUUUGAUUGCAUUCUGGACACCAACUGUAAAGAUCCCCCAGAUGAGAGAUUAAACUCAUUAAACGGCAAAAAAAGAGUUGCAGAAUCCCAAAAGUACUUAUUACCAGACAGCAAGGAGAACUGCAAAGGUCUUCCUCCGAUAAGAACCCAGAGCCUUCCGCCCAUCACCCUUGGGCACACCUUUUUGACAUCUAACAGUGUGAUUUCAAAAGACCCCCAGAAUAAUGCUUUUCAUUUUGCUCAUAGGUCUCAGAAAAGCAAAAGUGAACAUGAUUUAUUUGACAACAGAAUUAGUUGCAAAACUCUAAAAGAUAAUCCUUGGAAUAUAGCUGCUAACCAAAUAUUAUCCCAUAAAGCAUGGACAUCUCCUCAUCCAGACAAUCCCAAGGAUCAUGUUUUUUCCAAGAACACCACCCGUAUGGAAGGUCAGCUGCCCCCCCAAGUCCCUUCAAUGGAGAACACAUUUUCAGGUAUAAAAUGUCAUCAUUCAAAACAAAUGUCGCAGGAAAAGCCAAGAAUAAAGGAAUUUUGCUUAACAAGAAAUAGUUUAGCUCCAAUACCGGACCACUGUGUUAAAAAAAUCCAGCUGCCUCCUGGUCAAGUCUGUCAGGGUGUGAAGAAGUCAAUGUCUCUGCCUUUAAACUCAUUACGAACUGGGAAUAAUUUAUCACCAUUAAUAAUUUCUAAAACUCAGAGUCACUCCUUGUAUUCGUUCCUCCCUGUUUUAAGAAGAGAGCCUCUACGGACGACCCGCGUCCUCCCUGCUAUUCCUAGCCAGAAAGGACAAAGUACGACAGAGAACAACUCUGAUUCUAAUGGCUAGUUAACUGUUUCUGUCUGUAUGUGAUUAUCUAGGCAGAUUAUUUUCUGUAUGAAAUAAAAAUAUAUAUAUAUGUAUGUCCACUGUUAGUAAUGAGAGAGAGAAAGCAUCAUUUUGAUUUUUCUACGAAAGCAAAUCAUUUUUAUAAGUUAGCAUUUUGUGAUCUUCCAUGCCAAAAAUAUGCGGAUUUUAUUAAAGAAGAAACUUCUACGUGGAGAGAAGAUAAAAUGCUAUAUAUGAGUAUAACAUUUUUAAUUUUUUUAAUUCAAUAUAUUACUUUAACCUUACAUAAAAAAGGAAUGGAAAAUAAAAGUACAUUUAUAAGA
This is a messenger RNA of Xenopus tropicalis (tropical clawed frog), 2667 nucleotides long. It is a transcript of the gene ankrd55, whose product is annotated as ankyrin repeat domain 55. The record is from RefSeq and is a predicted model, not a curated record. The coding region runs from base 395 to 2344 and encodes 649 amino acids. Lineage: Eukaryota; Metazoa; Chordata; Amphibia; Anura; Pipidae. The transcript has 11 exons.